Molecule: messenger RNA, 1578 nt
Organism: Exophiala bonariae
Lineage: Eukaryota; Fungi; Ascomycota; Eurotiomycetes; Chaetothyriales; Herpotrichiellaceae
Exons: 1
Coding region: 1-1578 (525 amino acids)
Biological process (GO): transmembrane transport
Cellular component (GO): plasma membrane
Molecular function (GO): transmembrane transporter activity
Source: RefSeq, a predicted model, not a curated record
AUGGCAUUUGCCGCACUCGCGGUCUUAACUCUGAUGGUAGCUCUGGAUGGCACCUCGAUAUCGGUAGCCUUACCCAUAAUCGCGAAGAAGCUAAACGGCACCGCCAUCGAAGCCUUUUGGGCCGGCACAUCCUUCCUACUCGCAUCCACAGUAUUUCAACCUACCUUCGCCUCAUUCAGUCACAUCUUCGGACGAAUGGCAGUCAUCAUGCUUAGCAUAACUUUCUUCUUCGUGGGCGUGAUGAUGGCUGCAUUAUCCAAUGAUUUCACUCUUUUGCUUGUUGGAAGAUCCAUCCAAGGCAUUGGAGGCGGAGGUAUUAUCUCCAUGACCGAAAUCAUCAUCACCGAUCUUGUCCCAUUGAGAGAGAGAGGAAAAUAUGCUGGAAUCAUUGGAGGUAUGUGGUCCAUCGGCAGUGUGUCUGGCCCCGUCAUCGGAGGUGCCCUGGCAAACACUUGGCGAUGGAUAUUCUGGAUCAACCUUCCAUUUAUCGCGGUUGGUGGGGUCAUGGUUCCCUUGUUCCUCAGACUCAAUGUGAUCCCACAGAGUCUUGCCACCAAACUGAAAAGAGUCGACUGGAUUGGAGCCGUUUUGUUCGUGGGAAGCAUGACAAGCUUCUUGAUUCCAAUCACCUGGGGUGGUGUGAUGUAUCCUUGGUCACACUGGCGGACGUUGGUUCCUCUGCUCGUGGGGGCCGCCGGACUCAUCGCGUUUUGCUUUUAUGAGAAGUUUUUGGCACCAGAGCCGCUUCUUCGCUUGUCGGUCUUCGCCAAUCGCACAGCCAACAUUGCAUAUUUCACGACUGCUUUGCAUGGCCUCAUUCUCUGGUGUCUGCUCUACUAUCAGCCGUUGUACUUUGAAGCUGUGAAGGAGUACAAGCCGAUAAUUGCAGGAGUUGCUCUCUUCCCAGCAACAUUCACAGUGGCACCUUUGGCAGUUGUCACAGGGUUCCUGAUCACAAAGACAGGACGGUGGAGGUGGGCGAUCUGGUCAGGAUGGGCCAUUUCAACUCUCGGCCUAGGUCUCUUGGUCCUUUUGAAAGUUGAAACAAGAAUCCCACAGUGGAUUUUCAUUGAUCUCGUCUCAGGCAUUGGGCUGGGUAUUCUGUUCCCAAGUCUUCAAUUCCAGUUACAGGCAGCGUCAACCCAGAAGGACAUGGCAUUUGCUGUAGCCUUGUUUGUGUUCUUUAGGUCCUUCGGUCAGGCACUGGGAGUCGCCAUUGGUGGUGUUAUCUUCCAGAAUGAAAUGGUCAACAAAUUACAAGCGUAUCCUCGGUUUGUCGAACAAGCCAGUGAGCUUGCCAAAGAUGCAGCAGCAUUGGUUGAGAUCAUCAAGCACACUUCCAUUGAGGACGGAAAACUUGACCUCCAGACAGCUUACACCGAUAGUUUGAGGACAGUUUACAUCUUCAUCACUGCCUUGGCUGCUGUGGCUUUUGUUGCAAGUCUUUUCAUCAAAGGUUACGACUUGAACGUGGCUCUGGAGACCGAUCAAGGGUUGAUACAAAAGCAAAAGAAAGAAGACAUACGAGCAGAGGAGGGAGAAGCUGCAGCUGAAAAAUCUGUGGUGCCUGCUGUAUGA